AUGCUCCCUCCGCCCCCGCGCCAGCCGCCGCCCCCGGCGCGCACGGCCCGCGGCGGCUCGGUGCGCUUGCAGCGGGCCUUCCUGCGCGGCCCGCUGGGCGUGCUGCGGCUGCUGCAGCUGCUGGCCGGGGCCGCCUUCUGGAUCACCAUCGCCACCAGCAAGUACCAGGGCGCCGUGCACUUCGCGCUCUUCGUGUCGGUGCUCUUCUGGCUGCUGACGCUGAGCAUCUACUUCGUCACGCUGCUGGGCCAGCAGGAGCUGGUGCCCGUGCUGGGCUCGCGCUGGCUCGUGGUCAACGUGGCACACGACCUGCUGGCGGCCGCGCUCUACGGGGCGGCGACGGGCAUCAUGAUCGACCAGACGCAGCGACACAGCUACUGCAACCUCAAGAGUUACCCGCUGCCCUGCGCCUACCACGCCUUCCUGGCGGCCGCCGUCUGCGGGGGCCUCUGCCUCGGCCUCUACCUGCUCUCGGCGCUCUACGGCUGCUGCCGCCGCUACCAGGGCAAGCAGGAGGUGGUGUGAGGUCGCCCGCCCCCCGCCGCGGCCCCGGCCUCUGCCCGCGCGGGGCAACCUUCCGAGCCCUUCCUGCCGCCGCCCCGCGCCCUCGCAUCCCCGGCGCCCACUGCUUGCGUCUCCACCGCGCGUGCCCGGGACCCCCGACGACCGCCGACCGCAGCCUCCGGGGACCGGCGCAGCGACCCGAGGGGCUGCCCCAAGCGAAACCUCGCCUUCCCUUUUCCCCCUUCCCCUGCAGACCGCGAGACGUGGACAGGCGCCGCGUAGAUCCGGGGGAGGCUCCCAAACUGGAAUCGGUCUUAGGGUUGCGCCACUGUCCCCUCCCUCCCGCCCUGAAAUUGGAAGAGCAUUCCUCCACCCCGGGGCCCAUCUUCCAGGGGCCCCCUAUGCUGUAAAAGGCAGGCUGGCAGGCAGCGGCGAGAGGAGCUAGGGACAGGCCCUGGCUGGUCCUGAGACAACUGACGAGUUUGGUCAUCGUUUGGGAUUGUUUGGGCUUUAUGCCCGGCCCCUUCGAGCACAGCAAGUUUAUGAGGGGAGGGUCUGCAGCCGUACGGUAUUGGAGAGUGCUCUACUUUGCACCUUUGAGUCUUCUUUCGGCCUUUAGUUUCUGGGUUCACGUAGGCCAGCCUCAACAUCCUAACUUCCCUGGCCUGCCAGUGACACGAGUCUCUUCCCAGACCUCACUCAUUAGCUAGCUUCUGCUCCACUCCAUCCCGCAAUAUCCGUUUGCAUUACAGACUUUCACCUAACCAAGCGAGGUGGUUAGGGUGAGGCCCACUCCUUCUCUGGGCACAUGAGGACCCGGAUCCUGCUCCUGGGGACAGCCGCAGAUUAGAACUGAUGUUCUUUAUCACAAAACGAUGGGUGGUCCAGGAAGUCUGGCUCAGGAGCUACCUCCAAAGGGUUCUGUAGCCAAAUGGGUCAGAUAGUGGUGCAGACCCACGGUGCUUGUUAGCAUAGAAAGGACUCAGAAAUGUUCUCCCGCACGGGGAGCCCAAGCACAGUGAUUUAGUUUACUGCAUUGAUUACUCCUGGGCUUGGGCCAUUUCCCCCUUAAGAUGCCAAGAAGUCUUGAGCUGUCUGGAAUCUCUCUCAUUCCUACAAUCUGACCCACUAAAGAUUUGGGAAGCUUCUUCUUUAUUAGGGAAUUUCUCGAAGUGGGCAUCUACCCCAGUGACAAAGGUGCUAGCUGCCCCUCACCUUCCAGAGGCCUGGGAAAUGGUGAACUAAAAAGGUCCUUAACAUUGUUGGAGGAAUGAAGCUUGGGUGAGCCAGGUCAAAAAGACACUCACCUGUAAGGAAGAGAUCCUGGCAUUGACUCCUGGCCGCUGGUAGGAUAGAUAACCCUGCCCACCAACCAGAAGAGAAAUCUCUGGACCCAGGGUGGACAGCUGGCCCUGUAUCUAAGGUUUCUGUGUCAUUGAAGCCAUGGAGGCUGCCCGAGGGCAUGAAGCCACCCUCUCCCAAUAUCUGCUGCCUGGCUGGCAGUACCGUUCAGUCUGGGGCCGGCAGAAGGUUUCAGUCUUCACUGUGGUGGGAAGAAGAGAUGCCCUCUGCCCAGCAGCCUCCUCUGCCCACCACCCGGUAUGGUAGUGGUGAUGGAGAAGUCUGAUUUUACCUUGAGAGAACUCCUGAUUCUCCUGCACUGUCAUUUUAGACACAAGAUUCUGGACACCUGAAAUUCAACUCUGGCCCGCUAUGUUUCUUAAAAUGAUGGGUUGAAGUUCUGGCUUUAGUCCUCUCACUUCUGCCUUUUUUUUAGAUCACCAUCUAAGCUGUGUCCCCAGGGACCUAGUUCUCUGGGUCUGUGGCCAGGUGACCUUACCCAGGAGCACACAGACUCACCGUUCUUGUGCCUUGUCCUCGUGAUGUGCCUGUAGCUUUCCAGAGCUCGCUGGCAUUUCCUGAUGUGCCUUCCCAUUUGGUUUCCAGCAGCUUGGUGGUCCCUCAGCCUGCCACAUGGGAGGAGGAGGGAUAAGAGUGCAGUGACCCCACUUUUCUUCAAGUGCCACAGUAUGGCCACCUGAUGUGGCCCAAGCUUUUGAAUACUGGAGGCAGUCUUCUUGUCCUCCUUCUCUGACACUAGGAUUGGGGCCAGUUGGCAGCUCCCAGCUCAGAAGUCUGGGGCCACUUGUGGGCCCAGGAAGCAAAUUCUACAGUGUGUACAAAGGCCAAGAGGUAGGGGUUUGGCUGCCGGGAGGGUGGUAAGGGAGAGGGGCCCUGUGUGCCUUAUCCAUUAAUGUAGCCAUGGCUAUCAGGAUGCUUUUUGGAAUAAAGUUGUCUAAUACUG
This is a messenger RNA of Jaculus jaculus (lesser Egyptian jerboa), 2809 nucleotides long. RefSeq names its product MARVEL domain containing 1 (gene Marveld1). Gene Ontology annotation, biological process: myelination. Gene Ontology annotation, molecular function: structural constituent of myelin sheath. Bases 1 to 525 code for a protein of 174 amino acids. The record is from RefSeq and is a predicted model, not a curated record. Gene Ontology annotation, cellular component: membrane. NCBI's taxonomy places the organism in Eukaryota, Metazoa, Chordata, Mammalia, Rodentia, Dipodidae. The transcript has 2 exons.